This is a messenger RNA of Rotaria sp. Silwood1, 1862 nucleotides long. NCBI's taxonomy places the organism in Eukaryota, Metazoa, Rotifera, Eurotatoria, Philodinida, Philodinidae. The record is from the annotation of a GenBank genome assembly.
AUGUCUAAUUUCCGUUAUAUUGAUACAACAGCUGCUUCAUUUGUACUCGCCGAUGGUGUCAUUCCUCUUCAAAGCGCCGGUUCAGUAGAACUUUCUAUGCAAUUCGGUUGUCGUUACAAUGCGAAGAAAAAUCAACCAAUCUCUUCCCAUACCUUCACGCAUCCUCAACUACCGCAACGGGUUUUUAAUGAUCCAAAUCGUUUUUAUCGACCAAUACCUUCGAUCAAUCGUGUUUCGCUCAAUACUCUUCCUCGUUUUUCUUCUUCACAAUUUCAACACACUCGAGAUCUAUUAGUGAACCAUUUACUUGAUCAUGAUCACAAAGACCGACUUUCGACUCUUCUUGCUCAAUUUUCUCAACUUUUCGACAAUUCUCGCCACAAUAUUUCCAACAUAGUCGUCGAAAACGUUUUUAAUACUGUUCCGCACUCUCCACCAUCUUUCCGACCUCAUCGAAAUCCUCAUACUCGUGAAGAAACACAACGUCUUAUCGAUGAGUUUCUCGAAGCUGAUCUUAUUCAAGAAUCGAACUCACCGUAUGCAGCACCGGCAUUUAUCGUUCCUCGAAAAGACAAUCGUCCGGGUCGUCUCGUUGUGGAUUAUCGGGCGGUAAAUAAAAUUACUAUUCCAGAUGCUAGUCCUUUACCUCACGCCGAAGAUUUAUUGCACGAACUUGGCAAGGGGUACCAAUAUUUUAGUCGCCUUGAUCUGAAAUCCGGUUAUCACCAGUUUCGUAUACCACCCGUUGAUCGUCCAAAAACAGCCUUCGUCGUUUCUCAAGGUCAUUAUGAAUUUCGUGUACUUUCCAUGGGACCACAAAAUGCACCUGCGGCAUUUCAAAAAAUUAUCACUAUCGCUGCUCCGCUUCAUAAAAUCUCUAAUUUAACCAAAGAUCAACGGCAUCUUUUUAAAUGGACAGUGGAACAAUCGAAUGCUUUCCAUGCUCUCAAGCGUUUACUUACAACUGCUCCACUUCUUCUUCAUUUUCCCGUCGACGGUUUUCCACUUCACUUAGCUACUGAUGCUAGCGGUACUGCCACUGAUGGUGUUUUAUUUCAAGAUGUCAACGAUCAACGUCAUAAUCUCUUUUAUCACUCGAAAGUUCUUUCACCAAUUGAACAAAAAUACUCGGUUCCCGAAAAAGAAGCUUUGGCAAUUUACCAUUGUUUACAACGUAUGAGGACUUUAAUUCUAGGACGCACUGUUUAUAUCCAUACUGAUCAUUGUCCCAUCUGUGGUAUGUUACAAAAACCAGUGAACAAUCGACGCAUUGAACGUGUGGCCAAUUUAAUUCAAGAAUAUCGUAUUGCCGAAAUGAAACAUAUUAAUGGUAAAAGUAAUUGUCUUGCGGAUUAUCUUUCUAGGCCUUCUGAUGAUCCACUUUUUGAUGUUGAUUAUGGUCUCGACAGCAAACUUCCAUGGUCAACCUCAUCAAAUUUAACAAAUCCUUGCCAGCCUUCACAGAACAUCAUUACUACAAUGACACUUCGUCCUCGACAGAAAUUUCGUUCUCCAGGUAUAUCUAUUUUCAAUCAAGACGAUGAAGAUUUUGAUGCGGGAUCUUGUACUUCUGACAAUUCGCGUACCACUCAUUCACCAAUUAUUACAUUAACUCCUUCUCCGAAUGUUUUCGAUUCAAGUCAAUUGUCUCAUGAACAAGCUCAAGAUCCAGAUAUUCGUCGUAUCAUUUCUCAAUUAAAUCACAGCAGCCAUCCUGAUUCCACCUUAUCUUCUUCGUUUAUUCUCAAAAAUGGUAUUCUUAACAAACUUAUUACUCUAACUCCUUCGUCUAGACGCCGAUUAUCCCUACCUUAUCUUCCUUCUUCGAUGAUACGAGGGUGGGUGUGGGUGUGGGUGUGGGG